UGCUGGUGGCAGCAGUGCGCCGCAGUGCUCUGCAGCAGUGCCGGGGGGUAUCCGUGACACGAGAGUCCACAGUAAACACAGAGAGCCGCUGCACAGAGAAACCAGCUGCUGAGCGACAACCCGAGCUGAACACGCACAGCUUUGUUGUUGUUCUAGUGAUGUCCUUGUCCCACCUGGCCUAGUGGGACUGUAGCUGCCCCUUCCCCUUAUCCUGUCGCUGUUCCCCCCUGAAGACCUCCACCAACUCCACCUCCUUUCUCGUCCUCCACCUCCUCUUCCUCCCUCCAGCCGCCCCCUGUGAUGCCUCCCUUGUGCUGUGGCUACCUGUCACAGUACACCAAUCAUCACCUGGUUGCCUUCCUCCUCACCUUCUUUAGCUAUGUGUUGCUGCAUGCAUCACGGAAGACAUUCAGCAAUGUGAAAGUGAGCAUCUCGGCCCAGUGGACGCCGUCCAUCCAGAAUGUCAAUGGGUCCACUUUCUCCCCUACCGAGACAUGGGAGGACAAUCGUCUGUUUGCAGAUGAAAAGCAGGCCACUCUCUUCCUGGGAGCUCUGGACUCCAUCUUUCUCUUUUCAUAUGCCGUGGGUCUGUAUUUGAGCGGUCUGAUUGGAGACAGAGUAAACCUGCGCUAUGUGCUCUGCUUCGGCCUGUGUGGCUCUGCUGCAGUGGAGUUUGUGUUUGGCACUCUGACAGAAUGGCUCCACAUCUACAACAUCUACCUGUACUGUGGCCUGUGGGUCCUGAACGGGCUGCUGCAGUCGGCCGUCUGGCCGUGUGUGGUGGCCGUCAUGGGCAACUGGUUCGGCAAGACGGGGCGAGGCUUUGUGUUUGGUCUGUGGAGUGCUUGUGCCUCUGUAGGCAACAUCCUGGGGGCUUUCUUAGCUUCUAGUGUGCUCAAGUAUGGAUACGAGUACGCCUUCCUGGUGACAUCAGUGGUGCAGUUUGCUGGCGGGGUGGUUGUGUUCUUCGGUCUGACCUCCCUUGACUAUGUGUUUCUGUGUGUGUCAGGUUUAAGUAUGGAAUCCGAGACUGGCCUCAGCCCGGUGGAGACAGACACUGACAGCCACAAGCCUCUGAUGAGCGAUGAGGAGGAUGAGGUGGAGGUCUAUGGUGCACGACACCAGCCGGCUCAGCAGCUGGAUGAGCCCCCGGAAGAGUCCCUUCAAGCUAUUGGCUUCUUCCAGGCCUUCUGUCUCCCGGGAGUUUUACCUUAUUCGUUGUCUUAUGCGUGUCUGAAGCUGGUCAACUACUCCUUCUUCUUCUGGCUCCCUUUCUACCUGAGCAGCAAUUACGGCUGGAAGGAGGCCGAGGCCGACCGCUUGUCUGUGUGGUACGAUGUCGGAGGAAUCAUCGGAGGAACAGUUCAGGGUCUGAUCUCUGACUGCAUGGGUAAGAGAGCCCCGGUGUUGGCGUUGAGUCUGGCAGUGGCGAUGGGAGCCCUGGUGGGAUACAGCCGUUCACCUAACGACCAGGUGAUAAACGCUGCGCUGUUGGCCGUCACCGGCUUCUUCAUUGGCGGCCCAUCCAACAUCAUCAGCUCGGCCAUUUCUGCUGACCUGGGGAGACAGGAGGCUCUGAGGGGCAGUCAGCAGGCUCUGGCUACUGUUACUGGUAUAGUGGAUGGAACUGGAAGUAUGGGAGCUGCAGGGGGACAGUACCUGGUGUCCCUGAUCGAGAGCAAGCUGGGCUGGAUGUAUGUGUUCUACUUCUUUGUCGUCAUGACAGGGGGCAGCAUUGUGUUCAUCACUCCCUUGCUCCUCAACGAACUGCGAGCCAUGUGGAGGGACAGACGAGCGGUGCAACACCAGCUGUGAAAACCUCAGUGUCUUCCAUCCGUAACGUUUCGACCAUUGACGCCGACGGCCUGCUCAGAAACGGUUCUGUUUAGGUGAGUUGUGAGUUGUUUCUCACAGUGGUGAACGUGACUGAGAUUCACACCCACAACCACCAGCGCACCGUGUAUGUGUGUGCACGUGUGUGUGUGUGUUUGUGCACAUGUGUGAGUGUGAGCAGGCCGAGCGUCUUUGAGCACAACACUUGGUUUUUUCCACUCUGUAGAAAACAAAAAUGUAAAUGUACAAAGUGUCCAGCUGAACUAAGCUUUAAAAGGGAACUGACUGUCUGUGGCUUCAGGCUUUGCGGAGCCGUCACAGAAUGUACUUGUGUAUAUAUUUAAUGGUUGAAAUGGAUUUAAAUAUUUAUAAUGUACAUGCGAUGAAGUAAUUUGAAUUUUAAACCACAAGUUCUUAAUUUAAAAACGAGACCCUUCAAGACAAGUUUAGGGUCCGUACCGCUUAAAGAAUGUGAAUAAUAUUUGUAAUGUAGACAUUUAUUGUCAAAUUUUGUAGAUAUGUAUGAUAUUUUGUUUUUAGUUGAAAUAAUGAACAUUGCACUCUCAAGAUUCUCACGGAGACGAGAUGGAGUCUUAAAGGUUUUAGUGAACCACUUUUAUCUGGGUUUUUUAGAAAUGUUCGCCACAGAUAUUUGAUUUCUCCUGUGUACAGUUUUGUUUUAUCGGGGUAAAUAAUGAUACUUUCAAGAUUUGUCACUACAGGGACAGGUUCUCAAAUGUCACUUGUUUCAGUCACUAUUUUGAUGUAUCAUAAUAAAUCAUUUUAAACUCGCUGGUCAAUAUUUCUCUCACACACACACAGUAACAGACACACACUCUGCUCUGCACUCAAUCUACCACUGUUUUCUUAAAGGGAUAGUUCACCCAAAAAUGAAAAUGCACCUAUUGGUUACACUGCCCCUCAUUAUUUCCAGUGGUACUGCUCCAUUUCUUCUGUUUCGUCCAAAUCUGUAAGAGUUCAGAAGAUGUGCACAAAUAAGGACGAAAUGAGCACAGUGUACGGACAGAAGGCUCUGUCUAAUUCCGUCUAACACAUAUCUAACUUUGAGCUUCAAUGAGCCUUUACACUUGUCCUUUACAUCUGUUGCUUUGUUUGGGGUUGUUGCUGUAAAUCGUUCUGGACUUUAAUCAGUUGAUGGUGAAAAACUUGUCUUAUUGUGUCAUAUUUACUGAUACACUGGGUGAGAAAAUGAUUUUACAACAGCAGCUGUUUGAUCAUUUACAUGUGGAUGUUUGUCUCCAUUACUUGGAUACUUCUUACUCACUGGAAGGAUGAUUCCUUUAUUCAAAUCAGUAAAAGACACCAACAUCUUCCACCCACUAUGGUCAUUAGACACAACAGGUAGCUUUGCACCUAUGCGUGCAGAUACAUGGAUCAUCAUCUUGACUGUUUUUAAGAGUGAUAAGAGUAUGUAAGAUGAUCUGAUACAAGUUCCUGAUGCCAAACUUUCUAAAUGCUCUUAAUGCAAAGGAGCAUCAAAUGAGACUUGAACCUCUAGUGUCUCUGAACUUGAACUUUAAAUGUCAUAGAAUGUACCUUUAAAUGUGUCUGUGGUGUAUAUUUUUGUUCCUUCUAUUUUUAAUCUAUGUUUACUUUUCAAGUUUAAACCAAUGUAAAUGCAACGGUUGUAAAUAAACGCAAAUUACAUUUUGCAAUUGAUGAACA
Molecule: messenger RNA, 3519 nt
Organism: Hippoglossus stenolepis (Pacific halibut)
Lineage: Eukaryota; Metazoa; Chordata; Actinopteri; Pleuronectiformes; Pleuronectidae
Gene: slc37a3
Product: solute carrier family 37 member 3
Biological process (GO): transmembrane transport
Cellular component (GO): endoplasmic reticulum membrane
Molecular function (GO): transmembrane transporter activity
Source: RefSeq, a predicted model, not a curated record